ACAAUGUCUAGCACUGCCGGUCAGGUCAUUAAAUGCAAAGCUGCUGUGGCUUGGGAGGCUGGAAAGCCACUAGUGAUUGAGGAAGUGGAAGUGGCGCCGCCGCAAGCCAAUGAAGUCCGAGUCAAGAUCGUUUUCACAUCUCUUUGUCACACCGAUGUUUAUUUCUGGGAAGCGAAGGGCCAAACUCCAUUGUUUCCUCGCAUUUUUGGGCAUGAAGCUGGAGGUAUUGUUGAGAGUGUUGGAGAAGGCGUGAAAGAUCUUCAACCAGGAGAUCAUGUUCUUCCUGUUUUCACUGGUGAAUGUGGGGAUUGUCGUCAUUGUAAAUCAGAAGAGAGCAAUAUGUGCGAUCUUCUUCGAAUCAACACUGAUCGUGGUGUUAUGAUCAGUGAUGGCAAGACCAGAUUCUCCAAAAAUGGACAGCCAAUUCAUCAUUUCGUUGGAACCUCCACUUUUAGUGAAUACACUGUUAUUCAUUUUGGCUGUUUGGCUAAGAUCAAUCCUGCUGCUCCUCUUGACAAAGUCUGCGUUCUUAGCUGCGGAAUUUCCACAGGCUUUGGUGCCACCGUGAAUGUUGCAAAGCCUAAAAAGGGUCAAUCUGUUGCUAUCUUUGGCCUUGGAGCUGUUGGGCUUGCUGCUGCUGAAGGGGCAAGAAUUUCCGGGGCAUCUAAGAUCAUUGGUGUUGAUUUGAACCCGGCUCGAUUCGAAGAAGCAAAGAAAUUUGGUUGCAAUGAAUUUGUUAACCCAAAGGAUCACAGCAAGCCAGUUCAAGAGGUGAUUGCCGAGAUGACGAAUGGAGGAGUCGACCGAAGUGUCGAAUGCACUGGAAGCAUCCAAGCAAUGAUCUCCGCAUUCGAAUGUGUUCACGAUGGGUGGGGUGUUGCAGUACUAGUGGGAGUCCCAAACAAAGACGACGCAUUCAAAACUCAUCCUAUGAAUUUCCUCAACGAAAGAACUCUGAAGGGUACGUUCUUCGGCAACUACAAGCCUCGAUCCGACAUUCCCGGGGUCGUCGAGAAGUACAUGAAUAAGGAGAUGGAAUUGGACAAGUUCAUAACUCAUUCAGUGCCGUUCUCUGAGAUCAACAAGGCGUUUGAUUACAUGCUGAAAGGGGAGUCCAUUCGAUGCAUCAUUCGCAUGGGAGAGUGAUUUAACAAAUUCUGGGUUAAGUUUUACAUUUCGGAAUAAAGAUUAUGACUGAAACUGGAGGAUUUCUCUCCGUUUCCUUUUUGUUUUCGUUGUUUUAUGUUUCUGGGUGUUCUUCGUGUUCAUCCAGCGAUUGCAUCGAUGUUAUUAAUAUACAUAAAUAAAUAGGAAGUUAAUCUUUGAUUU
Cucurbita maxima (winter squash) is the source of this 1329-nucleotide messenger RNA. Its product is annotated as alcohol dehydrogenase 1. Bases 4 to 1146 code for a protein of 380 amino acids. Gene Ontology annotation, biological process: formaldehyde catabolic process. Lineage: Eukaryota; Viridiplantae; Streptophyta; Magnoliopsida; Cucurbitales; Cucurbitaceae. Gene Ontology annotation, molecular function: S-(hydroxymethyl)glutathione dehydrogenase [NAD(P)+] activity; zinc ion binding. The record is from RefSeq and is a predicted model, not a curated record. The transcript is spliced from 9 exons. Gene Ontology annotation, cellular component: cytosol.